AUGGACGGCAUCAAGAAGACGUUUGCGCAAUGCAAGAAGGAGGGCAGGUCUGCUCUCGUCACCUAUGUGACUGCGGGUUUCCCUACCGCAGAGGAGACGCCAGACAUCAUGAUGGCCAUGGAGGCGGGAGGCGCUGAUAUCAUUGAACUCGGCAUGCCCUUCACCGACCCCAUUGCAGACGGCCCAGCAAUCCAGACCGCGAACACACAAGCCCUCAAGAACGGCGUCAACAUUGGCAGCGUUCUCCAGAUGAUCCGCGAUGCGAGGAAGCGGGGUCUCAAGGCACCCGUCCUUCUUAUGGGAUACUACAACCCUCUGCUCAGCUACGGCGAGGAGAAGAUGCUGCAGGACGCAAAGGAGGCCGGAGCCAACGGCUUCAUCAUGGUCGACCUGCCACCCGAGGAGGCUCUGCGCUUCAGGAAUUUCUGCCGCAGCUACGGUCUCUCCUACGUUCCUCUUAUUGCACCCGCUACGUCCGAGCACCGCAUGCGCGUCCUCUGCAAGAUCGCCGAUUCCUUCAUCUACGUCGUGUCUCGCAUGGGCGUCACUGGCGCCUCCGGUACCAUGAACGCUGCUCUUCCCCAGCUGCUCGAGCGCGUCCACAAAUACUCUGGCAACGUCCCGGCUGCCGUCGGUUUUGGUGUCAGCACACGCGAUCACUACCUGAGUGUAGGCAAGAUUGCUGAGGGUGUCGUCAUCGGUAGCCAGAUUAUCAACACAUUGCUCAAGGCUGAACCAGGAACGGGCGCAAAGGCAGUCGAGAAGUACUGCGACGAGAUCUGCGGCAAGAGCACCCGCGGUGCGCCUCGCGAGGUCGGUAUCAUCGAGACAUUGAACGAGGCCAAGGAGCCCACCAACGUGCAUGUCGACAAGGUUAUUACCGACAAGGACACACCGGACGGUCCUGGCCUGGCUGACCAGCUGGAGAUGCUCAACACUGAUGAUGCUAACGGCACCAACGGUACACACGAGCAGAAUGGAUUUGACGAGAAGCACAAGUUCCCCGCACGAUUCGGCGAAUUCGGUGGCCAAUACGUUCCUGAAUCGCUUAUGGACUGUCUCUCUGAGCUCGAGGAAGGUUUCAAUGCAGCCAUCGAAGAUCCCAAAUUCUGGGAAGAAUACCGUUCUUACUACGACUGGAUGGGUAGACCAGGUCAUCUGCAUCUUGCGGAGCGCCUUACCGAGCACGCCGGAGGCGCCAACAUCUGGUUGAAGCGAGAGGACUUGAAUCACACUGGAAGUCACAAGAUCAACAACGCACUCGGACAGGUGCUCAUUGCCAGGAGACUUGGAAAGACUGAGAUCAUUGCCGAGACUGGAGCUGGUCAGCACGGUGUUGCAACGGCCACGGUAUGCGCCAAGUUCAACAUGAAGUGCACCAUCUACAUGGGAGCUGAGGAUGUCAGGCGCCAAGCCUUGAAUGUGUUCCGCAUCAAGUUGCUUGGUGCGCAGGUUGUUGCUGUCGAGGCUGGUGCUCAAACCCUGCGUGAUGCAGUCAACGAGGCAAUGCGCGCCUGGGUCGUCCACCUCGACACGACUCACUACAUUAUCGGAUCUGCCAUCGGCCCUCAUCCUUUCCCCACCAUUGUCCGCACUUUCCAGUCCAUUAUCGGAAACGAGACCAAGGAGCAGAUGCAAGCGAAGCGCGGCAAGCUUCCCGAUGCCGUAGUCGCCUGUGUUGGUGGUGGCAGCAACGCCGCAGGAAUGUUCUACCCCUUCUCCAAGGACCUCUCUGUCAAACUUCUCGGUGUCGAAGCUGGUGGUGAUGGUGUCGACACCGACCGCCACAGCGCGACUCUCUCAGCCGGAAGCAAGGGUGUGCUCCACGGAGUCCGUACUUACGUUAUCCAGAACAAGCACGGACAGAUUAGCGAGACUCACUCCGUCUCUGCUGGUCUUGACUACCCUGGUGUAGGACCUGAGCUUGCCAGCUGGAAGGACAGCGACCGUGCCAAGUUCAUUGCUUGUACAGAUGCCGAGGCCUUUAUCGGCUUCCGUCUCUUAUCACAGCUUGAGGGUAUUAUCCCCGCGCUGGAGACAUCGCACGCCGUGUUUGGUGCUAUUGAGCUGGCAAAGACGAUGAACAAGGACCAAGACAUUGUCAUUUGCGUGUCUGGACGUGGUGACAAGGACGUGCAGAGUGUUGCUGAGGAGCUGCCCAAGCUGGGACCCAAGAUCGGCUGGGAUCUGAGGUUCUAA
Messenger RNA from Alternaria arborescens, 2199 nucleotides. RefSeq names its product Tryptophan synthase. The transcript is spliced from 6 exons. Gene Ontology annotation, biological process: L-tryptophan biosynthetic process. Lineage: Eukaryota; Fungi; Ascomycota; Dothideomycetes; Pleosporales; Pleosporaceae. The record is from RefSeq and is a predicted model, not a curated record. Gene Ontology annotation, molecular function: tryptophan synthase activity. Gene Ontology annotation, cellular component: cytoplasm. Bases 1 to 2199 code for a protein of 732 amino acids.